Geodia barretti is the source of this 1575-nucleotide messenger RNA. The record is from the annotation of a GenBank genome assembly. Lineage: Eukaryota; Metazoa; Porifera; Demospongiae; Tetractinellida; Geodiidae.
AACAGGGCGUGGCUUGAGAGAAAAGUGGGCGGAGCUCAAGCUACAGACGAAGAUGGCGACUUUGUGUGGUGUGAGAAGACUGUUCUCGUCUUCCUCGAGAGCCGUGAGACUAGCAGCUGCUCCCGUCGGUCCACGGGAACCUGGAGACGCUCGUGUCGUGAGCUGUCCACGAGCAGCGCGUGGAGAGCAGGGGUGGACCCGGCCGAGGAGUCCGUCUUCGGUCAGGACCACGUAGAGAUGAGAGAGGCACUAAACAAGUUCAUAGAGAGAGAGAUAAACCCGUUUGUGGACGAAUGGGAGAAUGCCAGAGGUUUUCCUUCACACGAGUUGUUCAAGAAGCUGGGAUCUGCAGGGUUCCUCGGUAUUAACAGAGAUCCCGAGUACGGAGGGUUGGGCCUCGACUUCAGUUACAACAUGGCCGUCGCCGAGGAACUGGGCAAUAUCAGAUGCUCUGGCGUUCCCAUGGCGAUUGGCGUUCAGACAGACAUGGCAGUGCCAGCACUGGCUAGGUUCGGAUCCCACGAGCUGAAGAAGUCGUUUCUUGCCCCGAGCAUCGCCGGAGAUUUCGUGGCGUGUGUCGGGGUCAGCGAACCUGGGGCUGGCUCCGAUGUCGCUAACAUUAGAACCAACGCCAAGCCGAAGAAAGAUUCAGAAGACCUGGUGAUUAACGGGAGUAAAAUGUGGAUAACAAACGGCGCCGAGGCUGAUUGGAUCUGUCUCCUAGCAACCACCAACGACGGCCUGUCCCAUCGCAACAAGUCCCUCAUAUGCGUUCCCAUGGAUACGCCGGGGGUUACUGUGGCGAGGAAAAAUCGAUAAACUCGGCAACCACUGUUCAGAUACGGCUGAGAUAUUCUUUGAAGACGUGGUGGUUCCCGCUAGCAACGUAAUUGGGGAGGAAGGACAGGGUUUUACCUACCAAAUGAUUCAGUUUCAACAAGAGAGAAUGUGGGCAAUUGCUAACGUCCUGUUGCCAAUGGAGAGGGCCAUACAAGAGACUGCCGAAUACUGUCGACAGAGAAAAGCAUUCGGUCAGAGUAUCCUUGACAACCAGGUGGUUCACUACAGACUGGCAGAAUUGGAGACGGAGGUUGAGCUGCUCCGCUCACUCCUCUACAGAACACUGGGUCUCUAUCUGAAAGGGGACACGAUGUUACGAAGCUAGCCUCGAUGGGCAAGUUGAAAGCCGGUCGUCUCGUGCGAGAAGUGGCCGACUCUUGCCUCCAGUUCUGGGGAGGGAUGGGGUACACCAGCGAAGUGGAAAUCAGUCGCAUGUUCCGCGACGUGAGACUGGUGUCUAUUGGUGGAGGGGCCGAUGAGGUCAUGCUCAGCAUCAUAUGCAAACUAUCAGGAACACUGCCAAGAGCCAAGUGAACUACAAUUAUAACAGAACAGUGCAAUAAUAUUGACAGUUUUCCUUUGGUCUAUGUAUAUACAGUUGUUUCUUGUGAUUUUUACAAUUUAUAAGAAGCAUGCUAUAACCAUACAUUAGGCUCAAUAUACACACAUGUUUUUACAAUACACAUACAUUCUACAAUGUGGAUUUGAUUCAUGUCCACAUCAUCAUUUUUAAUU